This is a messenger RNA of Hyposmocoma kahamanoa, 1251 nucleotides long. Its product is annotated as GATA zinc finger domain-containing protein 14-like. The record is from RefSeq and is a predicted model, not a curated record. The transcript has 3 exons. Lineage: Eukaryota; Metazoa; Arthropoda; Insecta; Lepidoptera; Cosmopterigidae. The annotation marks the transcript as partial.
AUAUUAUUUGGAAAGAUGAAGCUGACUUGGACACUAUUUGCCUUAUUGGCUUUUGUUGCCGUCCAGGGACUGCCAUACUCUACAGAUCGUGGAACACCGCACACAAGCUAUGAAGAAUACUCCGAAAGCCAAUCUUCUAGCAGUGCUUAUGAAAGCAGUUCCAGCAGCAGCGAUAGCGAGUUCAGUUCGUCUGAUGGCGUAUAUAUAAAAGCAUCGAAACAUUCGCAAGAAGAAGCUGCAUCUGCAGCAUCAUCUGAAUCAAGUGCCUAUAAGAAAGUUCUUGAUGGCUUGAUAGUAAAAGAAGCAAUCGAAGAGGCAAGCUCAGUCGCCGCCAGUGCAACUGCUAGUAGUUCUGAGAGCUUAGUCUAUUCGGAUGGUAAACAUUACGCUGAUAAAUCGAGCAAAAGUUCUGCUCAAAACUCACACCAAGACGCAUAUUGGGAUUCAUCAUCAACUUCCUCAGUAGAGUCUGACGAUGAUGACGAUGACGACGACGAUGACGACGACGACGACGACGACGACGAUGACAAUGACAACAGUAAAGAAUACCAACGCAGUGGUAGUUCUAGCAACCAAUCCAGCCAAAACAACUUAAGCAGUCAAUCUGGCAGCAGCAACCAAUCUAGCCAACGCAACUCAAAUAAUCAAUACGGAAGUAGAAACCAGUCUAGCCAAAACAACUCAAAUAAACAAUCUGGGCGUUGGAAUCAAUCAAGCCAAAACAACGAAAGUAACCAAUAUGGCGAUAGCAACCAAUCCAGUCAAAGAAAUUCAAACAACCAAUCGGGCAGUAGUAACCAGUCUAGCCAAAAUAACUCAAGCAACCAGGUAGGCAAUAGUAACCAAUCUAGCCAAAAUAACUCCAGCAACCAGUCUGGCAGUAAAAACCAAUCUCAACAAAACAACUCAAACAAGCAAUAUGGCAGUUGGAACAAAUCUAACCAGAACAACUCAAGCAAACAAUCUGGCAGCAGGAACGAAUCCAGUCAAAACAACGUAAGCAACCAAUCUGGCCACAGCAACCAAUCUAGCCAAAAUAACUCAAGCAACCAAUCUGGCCAAAGUAACCAAUCUAGCCAAAACAACUCAAGUAACCAAUCUGGCAGUUGGAACAAAUCUAACCAGAACAACUCAAAUAAACAAUCUGGCCACAGUAACCAAUCGAGCCAAAAUAACUCAAGCAACCAAUCUGGCGACAGUAACCAAUCUAGCCAAAAUAACUCAAGCAACCAAUCUGGCCACAGUAACCAA